AUUUUCUUCAAGCAGCGGAUGGCAAGUGCUACUGACGGUUAUCUGCUGCCUUUUCUCUCGGUUGUUGACGGAAGCGGGUGCAAAAAAGCUCCUGACUAGAGAUGGAGACCAAGAGACCAGAUGCCCAGCAGCUGCUGCAACGUAAGGAAGAGCAGCUGGAGAGGAGCUCCAGUCUGGACCAGGAUGAACAAAAACCUUGUCUUUUGAAGAAAGUGAAAGAGGAGGAAGAAGAAGACUACGACGUCUCCAAGUUCUCAUUCACUCCUGUUAAUGUAAAGACUGGUCGUAAUGCUGCGGGAGCAGGGUCUUCAACUGGCUGCAGCAGCAGCAGUGACCGAUCAUCUGCUGCCUUUUUAAUCCGUUAUAAACAAGAGACGGCGCAGAAGAAAGUCCUCCUGGUGAUGGUGACCAAGAUACCAGGGGUGCAGGAGAGCAGCUCCAGUCUGCACCAGCAGGGACAAGGCCCUCGUCUCCUGAAAGAAGUGAAAGAGGAGGAAGAAGAACAUGAUGUCUCCCAGCUCUCAUUCACUCCUGUGGAUGUGAAGACUGAAGAUGAUGAGAAGCCUCCAACCAGCUUAACUCUACACAUGAAAACAGAAGCUGGUGGAGAUGGAUGUGGAGAACCAAACUUGGGAAGGACUCCGCACCCCGCCCUCCACAGAUCGGGCUCUGACUCAGACACUGACAACAGUGAAGACUGGAGGGGAAGCGGCAAAACACAGUCAGGCUCGCGCUCAGUGGUGAAUCGAAAAGCUCAUGUCAGUGAGAGGAAAAAUGAUGACAAAUCACUGGUCUGUUAUGGAUGUGGAAAGCAGUGUUCCUCGAAGGCUGGACUGACGAGACACGUGAAAGCCUGCUGUGAAGGAUCUUCGACUUGUUUCAUUUGCAGAGAAUCUUUUUCAACCACGGCUGAUCUGAAGCUCCACAUGAGCGUUCACAAGGAAAAGAAACCAUUCAGCUGCCCUCAGUGCAGUGAUUAUUUCACUCGCAGAUGUGAAUUGGAGAAACACAUGAGAACGCACAACAGUGACAAAUGUUUCGUCUGCUCUCAGUGUUAUCAAGGUUUUACACAGGUAAAAAGUCUGAUGGAACACAUGGAAAUUCACAAUGAAAGGAGGCCUUUCAGCUGCCCUCAGUGUCAUAAACGUUUUACCACGAAAAGGGCCCUUUUGGAACACUUGAGACUUCACACUGGAGAGAGGCCUUUUGGCUGCUCUCAAUGUGGUGAUCGGUUUAACAGAAAAAGUAGCUUGGUGGUGCACCUCAGACGUCACACGGGUGAAAAGCCUUUUCUUUGCACACUCUGUGAUCAUCGUUUUACAGAUAAAAAGAACCUGAAGGCUCACUUGAGAAUUCAUACAGGAGAAAAACCAUACAGCUGCUCUCAAUGUGAGCAACGUUUUACACAGAAUAGAAGCCUGAAGGUGCACAUGAGAAUUCAUACUGGAGAAAAAGAGUACAGCUGCUCUCAAUGUGAUCAAUGUUUUACACAGAAAAGAAGCCUGACGUUGCACAUGAGAAUUCAUACAGGAGAACAACCCUUCUGCUGCUCUCAGUGUGACAAAAGAUUUGUCAGGAGGAGUGAGUUGGUGACACACAUGCUAACGCACACUGAUGUGAAACCUUUCCCUUGCUCUGAGUGUGUUAAAUGUUUCACACAGGAAAGGAGCCUGAAGACUCACAUGCAGAGAAUCCAUGCAGGCAAGAAACCAAUCACAUGCUCGCAGUGUGACGAAGCCUUUCUCAGUAGCUAUGAGUUGAUGGCCCAUGUGAAAACUCACAAUGAAGGAAAUGCCUUUCCUGAUGAAUUAUGUGGAGUGGAAGCUGGAACACCUAAGUCUUGAAUUCAAAUUAAAGAAAUUGGGAUUGUCAAUCUAAGAUAAAUUUGAUUAUUCCACAAUGGGGAGAUUUGGCAUGUGUCUGCCAAAUAUAUGCCUUUCGUCUACACAAGCAUUUUCAGUCACUGAAACAUUAACUUUUCUGAGAUCUGUGUGACCUAAAAGUAGGACAUCCCUUAACUGCACAUACGUUCUCAGAUCAUGGGGACAGCAUUGCGCAAAAGCGACGUUUAGUAAGUAACUUUUGCCCUGAAGCGUCAUGGUGACAACAUGAACUGACUUAGCUUCUUGGCAACAAACAAAUGAUCAAAUAGAGAGGACACAUCAGCCAAUGAAUAUAUCUGGUGCAUCCUUACUGGCCAGUCUUGGGUUUCCUCAAUCCUAAGGAAGCUGCUUCCCUCAAUCUCACACCUGAACUUCGCUUCCUAAGAUUCAGGACAGUCCAGUGGUCUUUGCGUGGGCAUGCAUUUUUGAGGUUGAGAACUGAGGCUGAGGAUCAAGGAAGAAAUUUGAAUUCUUGUCUCAGAGUGGACGGGGUUUUUGUUCUGUGCAGUCUGAAUGGUGCCUCAUGAACCUUCCAUCCACAAGUGUUUUCUUCACUACAACAAUGGCAGGCCUCGUGCUUGUUCAGCGCACAUUAAUGUGUGGCCAGACUUGCUGCCUGAGAUCAACCUGGAACCAGUUGAUAGGCUAAAUCAUUCCAAGAACUAAAAAGGUACCUACAUUGCGAAAGCAGCUUGAGACUCAAGGCCUGUCACACAAAUCAGCGACUACCUCACUGAGGAAGAGGGGAGGAGAACAAGGGACCCCAAAUCCUGUGGGUGUUUUUUGCCAAAUGAAAACUGUGUAUGACCUGUUUACUGCUGUUGCGUUGCCUUUUUGGAAGAAAAAUGUAUGCUUAAAGGGAAUAAAG
Synchiropus splendidus (mandarinfish) is the source of this 2751-nucleotide messenger RNA. RefSeq names its product gastrula zinc finger protein XlCGF17.1-like. The transcript has 3 exons. Gene Ontology annotation, biological process: regulation of transcription by RNA polymerase II. The record is from RefSeq and is a predicted model, not a curated record. Gene Ontology annotation, molecular function: RNA polymerase II cis-regulatory region sequence-specific DNA binding; DNA-binding transcription factor activity. Bases 102 to 1844 code for a protein of 580 amino acids. NCBI's taxonomy places the organism in Eukaryota, Metazoa, Chordata, Actinopteri, Syngnathiformes, Callionymidae.